This is a messenger RNA of Megalops cyprinoides (Indo-Pacific tarpon), 5797 nucleotides long. It is a transcript of the gene ehmt1b, whose product is annotated as euchromatic histone-lysine N-methyltransferase 1b. The transcript has 28 exons. NCBI's taxonomy places the organism in Eukaryota, Metazoa, Chordata, Actinopteri, Elopiformes, Megalopidae. The coding region runs from base 222 to 4004 and encodes 1260 amino acids. Gene Ontology annotation, cellular component: nucleus. The record is from RefSeq and is a predicted model, not a curated record. Gene Ontology annotation, molecular function: p53 binding; histone H3K9 methyltransferase activity; zinc ion binding.
GGAGCCAUGGCUUCAGUGAAAGCUGAGCCACGGCUCCACUGAGCAUGCCCAGAACUGCCGAGGCUGCACCUACUGGGGGAAGGGAAUUGUGGGCAGAGCAGUAGUGUAGGCCUCAAAAGCCUUGAGGAUUGCCUGGUGCAGCCUGGGUGUCUCAGAGCAAGGCCUCUCAGCUGACAAAGCCUGCAGGUGUGGUGAAGGCCGUCGUGGGGAAAGGAGAACCCAUGAAGAUGGAGGGGAUGAAGGAGUCGCCUGGCACCAGAGAAGGGGGUGCCGGCGAGGGGAGCGCGGACAGGCGGGGGGACCUCGCAGCAGGAGAGGGCGAGCUGAACGGGACCUACGAGAGGUCGGAGGCGGGGAAGGGCCCUCACAGCUCCGGCCCGAGGGCGUCCCAGGACGGCAGGGCGUCGAAGCAGGUCGAGCCCAGCAGCCAGCCGCGGAUCACCGAGAACGGGGUGGCGGAAGGGGACCCCCCUCACGGCUCCGUCACCGGCAGUAACGGCUUCAUCUUGAGCGGGCAGCAGCAGGAGGGGGCGGGCCCACACAGGACUAGCGGGUCGCCUGCGGGCACCUCUUUGGCUGGGCACGCCGCCAAGACCCUCCCGUCCUCCAGUGGCCCCUCCAGGACGCGGAACCCGGGCGCCCAAAAGACUGACACGGGCACGGGGGCACCCAUUGAGGGCAGGGCAGAGACAGAGACUAAAAAUGGCACUGCCCAGGACCCCCCACGGCCCGUCACUGUACACCGGGCACGAAAAACCAUGGCCAGACCAGCCUCCAACCAGACAACACUAAAGCUUCUGAACAGGGAUCUAAAAGAACCAAAUGUCAGGAAAGAGGAGAACCGCAGCACACAGGAGAUAGAGAAGACGCUGCAGAUGACCCCCUCCCAAAACCAGCUACCUCAGAGCCAAAAUGACACGGCCCUUGCCCCCGCCAAGCCACAGACAGCAGCGGCCGUGUCCCGGAAAAAGAAGAGGAAGAUGGGGACGUACAGCCUCGUCCCCAAGAAGAAAACCAAAGUGCUGAAACAACGUUCGGUGCUGGAAAUAUUCAAGGACCUGAGCCACACAUCCACUACCGCACAGAAGGAGAGCCUGCAUAUGAAUGGAGAAUGUGUGGAAAACGAGUCGGAGGAGGAGGAGUCGGAGGAAGGAGAGGACUCCGAGGAGGAGGAUGAGCAGGCCGGCGAUGGGGGAGAGGAGGGCGUGGCUGCACCCCAGGAUGAGAGCGGGAUGGGGGAUAGCAGCACCCCUCAGGGGGAGGCGGAGGUAGAGGAGGAGCAGGAAUCCGAGGAGUCGGGUGAUGAUGAAGGAGAGGAAGAGGGAAAUGACUCAGACCUGAGCUCGGAGUCCAGCCUGAAGAAGAGGAUGAAGAAGAAAGGAAAGAGUGACAAUCCUUGGCUUCGACCCUCCAGGAAACGCAAACGCAAGAUGAAAUCCAAGACGGAGGCCCUCUCGGGCAACGAGGCGGAGCCCCAGGGGCAGACAGAGGCCUCUGCUCAGGCGGGCAUCAGUAAGGAGUACACAGAGGUGCCCCUGGACUCCCUCAACCUGAAGGCCCAAGAGGAGCUGCUCUCGUCACAGCAUUCUGGUGUGUCUGGGGAUGGCGGUGCUAUGGAAACGGACAUGGUGCAGGAGCUCCCCCUAUGUAGCUGCCGCAUGGAGACGCCAAAGAGCCGCGAGAUCCUCACGCUGGCGGACAGGAAGUGCAUGGCCACUGAGAGCGUGGACGGACAGCUGACUCGGUGUCAGAGUGGCGUUUUGAAACAGGAAAUGAUGCGUCCCUCCAACACAGUGCAGCUGCUGGUUCUGUGUGAGGCCCACCGGGCCGGCAUGGUUCAGCACCAGUGCUGCCCUGGCUGUGGCUUCUUCUGCAGGGCGGGGACCUUCAUGGAGUGCCAGCCAGACAGCAACAUCUCGCACCGCUUCCACCGCGCCUGCGCGUCCGUCAUGAAGGGCCAGAGCUUCUGUCCCCACUGCGGGGAGGACGCCAGCAAGGCCAAGGAGGUGACCAUUGCCAAGGCCGACACCACCUCCAGGGUCCCCCUCGCCCCCGCCGCCGGGGCGGCCACCGUGUCUGAGGGCAGGGCCGACACCACCACGGGGGGCUCGUUGCGCCUCUCUCUGUCGAGUGAAGACAAAGUGGACAGCUCCUUCUCCAGAACCGCAGAAGCGCUGGAGGUGUCCCCUGGUGGGUCGAAGACGGUGGGGACAGGGCUCGGAGUGGGGGCCCAGCUGGGACCGGCCAAAGAGACACUGGAGAGCAUCUUACUGGCGCUAGAUGCAGAGAAGCCGAAGAAGCUGAGGUUCCAUCCCAAGCAGCUGUACAUCUCUGCCAAACAGGGGGAGUUGCAGAAGGUCCUAAUGAUGCUGGUGGAUGGGAUAGACCCCAACUUCAAGAUGGAGAGCCAGAGCAAGCGUACCCCUCUGCAUGUGGCAGCUGAGGGGGGCCACCAGGAAGUCUGUCACAUGCUUGUCCAGGCUGGUGCCAAUCUGGACAUGUGUGACGAGGAUCAAAGAACGCCCCUGAUGGAGGCCUGUGAGAGCAACCACCUGGAGACCGUCCGGUACCUGCUGAGGGCGGGCGCCAUCGCCAGCCACAAGGAUGUGGACGGCUCGACCUGUCUACACCUUGCUGCUAAAAUAGGACAUUAUGACAUUGUGAAGUACCUCCUUUCCACAGGAUCAAUAGACAUUAACUGCCAGGACGAUGGCGGCUGGACAGCCAUGAUCUGGGCGACUGAAUACAAGCACAUAGAUGAGGUCAAGCUGCUGCUCACCAGAGGGGCUGACAUCAACAUCCGAGACAAGGAGGAGAAUAUAUGCCUGCACUGGGCAGCGUUCUCUGGGUGCGUGGGCAUCGCUGAGAUCCUGCUGGACGCCCGCUGUGACCUGCAUGCGGUCAACAUCCACGGCGACUCGCCCUUGCACAUCGCCGCACGCGAGAACCGGCUCGACUGCGUGACGCUGUUCCUUUCGCGCGGGGCAGACGUGAACUUAAAGAACCGGGAGGGGGAGACGCCCCUGGAGUGCUGCAGCCAAAGCUCUAAAGUGUGGAGCGCGCUGCAGGCCAACAGGAAGCUGAGGGAGGCCAGGGGCAACCGGGCGAGCCAGGGCGAGAAGAUCCUCAGCAGGGACAUUGCAAGGGGAUACGAGAGGGUCCCUGUCCCAUGCGUUAACGGGGUGGACAGCGAGCCCUGUCCCGACAACUACAAAUACGUCCCAGACAACUGCGUCACCUCCCCCAUGAACAUAGACAAGAACAUCACACACCUACAGUACUGCGUGUGCAAAGACGACUGCUCCUCCAGUAACUGCAUGUGUGGACAGCUUAGCCUGCGCUGCUGGUAUGACAAGGAGGGACGUCUGCUCCCGGAGUUCUGCCGCGAGGAGCCACCGCUCGUCUUCGAGUGCAACCACGCCUGCUCCUGCUGGAGGACCUGCAAGAACCGUGUGGUGCAGAACGGCCUGCGGACCCGGCUGCAGCUGUUUCGGACCCACAAGAUGGGCUGGGGGGUGCGGACGCUGCAGGACGUGCCCCAGGGUACCUUUGUGUGCGAGUAUGUGGGGGAGAUCAUCUCUGAUGCUGAGGCCGACGUCAGGGAAAACGACUCCUACCUAUUCAACCUGGACAAUAAGGUGGGCGACGUGUACUGCAUCGACGCCCGUUUCUACGGUAACAUCAGCAGGUUCAUCAACCACAUGUGCGAGCCCAACCUGUUCCCCGUGCGGGUGUUCACUACCCACCAGGACCUGCGCUUCCCCCACGUCGCCUUCUUCGCCAGCCGGCACAUCAGCGCGGGGGAGGAGAUCGGGUUCGACUACGGCGACCACUUCUGGGAGAUCAAGGGCAAGUUCUUCAGCUGCCAGUGCGGUUCGCCCAAGUGCAGGCACUCUGCCGCCGCCAUCGCCCAAAGACAGGCGGACAGCACGCCCGAGGGGCAGCAGCCCACCACGCUGCCCGACACCAGCUCGUCCCCCGCCACGCCCUCCAGCCCCUGCUGAGGGCCUCCCACACCCCCCUGCCCCCAACCCCACACCCAGCCAUCAGCCCCAUGACACUCACUCCCCACCACACCACACCAGCAUAAACCACACCCCCUCCACACCCCGCCCUCCCGGGCCACCCCUUUCAGCACUCAGUCCGCCGUCAGAGCCAGCCUUUACACAUAGAUGGGAGUGUGUCGCGUGUGCGCGCGCGCCUGUGUGUGCAUCAGUGACAGAUGGGUGUUUGUACAUGCCCCAAGCUCCAGGAGCCGACGCCCUCCCCAGCUGCCCCCGGGGCGACGGUGCGCUGACCGGCCAGGGGUGCGGAGACUCUAUGAAAUUUGCAGUUUUUAUUUUUCACGUGUUACCUGGUUUGUGAAUCCACAGCCUCAUUUGGGUUUGCGCUCAAAGCUCUAGCCAGGGUAUCGGUCCCAUAAUGGGAGUCCCUCAGCUGUUCAGCAAAGCAGAGUCUGAACAGAGAUACGGUGCGCAUUUACACCCAAGAGGCAAAUCAACAAGGAUUGUAAAUUACCCAGCAUGCAUCUGUAGCAUAUGAGUAGAUCUUGAUGCCCUUUGGCCUCCAACUAAUUCCUUUGGAACUAAAACAAAAUGACCACAUGGAUUUUUUUUAAAAAAAGGUUUGAUUUAUUUACCUCAUCAUCAGGUCUGUGUUAUCAGUGCAAGGGGAAACAGUAGGACAUGUUAAGCUCAAAUUUCACAUUAUUUUUGUUCACAAUCAUUCCUCUGAAGAAGUCUCUGGAUGGCAGGACAAAGAGAGCAAAAGUGUUGGUGACUGCAACAUUCUGGAAUCGUGUCCUCCUCUGAAUCACGUUUGAAUUGUUCAGAUUUUUUUCAAAUUUCCAGCCACUCAGUAUGUUAUUAGAUAUUUUUCGAAAGCUGUCCAUAGUAUAACCGGUUAUGUUGUCUGGGUGAUCUUUGGAAAUGAGCAGUAGACUCAACGGUGGAAGUCGCCAUGCCAUCGUCACCGUGUUCUGAGAUCAUUCCGGAGGACAUGAUCAUGGGUGAAAACCAGAGUGUCACAGCCACGUUCAGUAAAUGUCAUUAUUGACCAUGAAUUUGCCCAUGUCCCACACUGAAUGUUAGUUUCUGUCUGCCGCAAGGUCGUCAUCUCUCCCAAAAAAUUACCUUCCAGUAGGUUCCCACUACCUGCUGCACAGAAGAGUGGAUGGCUGGUGAUGCGGGACAGGGAAGUUCAAAGACAGCCUUUUGAGUAGUAUGAAAUGGUACAGGAGACCUGCCCUCUGAGGAUGCUGGCUUUGUGUGUGUGUGUGUGUGUGUGUGUGUGUGUGUGUGUGUGUGUGUGUGUGUGUGUGACUGACACAAAAUGAAAUCAAGAGGUGAGACACGGCAGUUAUUUCCAUGAAGGGCACAUCCAGGAAGGCAAGCUUUGUGAGGCACAGACUUGCAGUUUUUAAUUUUUUUUUUCUUUUUAUCAAGACAAAAAUUGUACAAUUACAAACAAUGAAAUUCUGGGGAGUUGAAGUAUGGGGUCCGAAUCUGCUGGGGACAAAAGUAAAUGGUGCUGACUAAGGUGUUCUUGUUUUGUUUUAUUUUGUAUUACUCACCAAGUGAAUACAAGUUGUAAAAUAAGAGGAAGCAGCAAGGUUUUCUUUUUUUACAUUUAAAUUUACCUCCAGUUUUCUAACUGUAGUAAGCGUAGUUAGUCAAUUUCGUUUCAUAAUUCUGAUGAUGGUUAAACCUCAUUAUUCCCAUGUCUUUUUAAAUGUGGUUAGUAUGGUAGUAUAUCUUGUGCAGAUUCUCAGAGACAAAUACGGAGAAAAAGACAAAAA